Messenger RNA from Arachis duranensis, 552 nucleotides. RefSeq lists its product as uncharacterized. The transcript has a single exon. The coding region runs from base 1 to 552 and encodes 183 amino acids. Lineage: Eukaryota; Viridiplantae; Streptophyta; Magnoliopsida; Fabales; Fabaceae. The record is from RefSeq and is a predicted model, not a curated record.
AUGAAGGCUAAAGUACCCAGAAACUUUAAAAGUCCUGAUAUGGAUCGAUACGACGGGACUAUUGACCCUAAGCACCACUUCAGCAAUUUCAAAAGUCGGAGGUAUUUAGCCGACGUCUCUGAUGCCACCCGCUGCAAAGCCUUCCCAAUGACUUUGACAAAAGCGGCGAUGAAGUGGUUCGACAGCCUCCCCCCCAAGUCGGUCACCAGUUUCGAAGACCUCUCGUGUAAGUUCCUUAUGCGAUUUUCAAUCCAGAAGGACAAAAUCAAGCACGUGCCUAGCCUAUUGGGAGUAAAACAAGAGGUCAGGGAACCCCUGAGAGACUACAUGAAAAGGUUUAAUAAGACAUGCCUAGAAAUUCAGGACCUACCUACUGAGGCAGUAAUAAUGGUUCUCGUUAAUGGACUUCGAGAGGGACCUUUCUUUCAGUCCAUCUCUAAGGUUGUGUUUGUUUACAAAGACAGGACACUGAGACAUGGACAUAGAGACACAAAACCAUGUUUGUCAAAGGAGACAUGGACAAAGACAGUGUGUCCAAAGACACUGAAUUAG